This is a messenger RNA of Gekko japonicus, 2236 nucleotides long. RefSeq names its product diacylglycerol O-acyltransferase 2 (gene DGAT2). Gene Ontology annotation, cellular component: endoplasmic reticulum membrane. The coding region runs from base 1 to 1164 and encodes 387 amino acids. Gene Ontology annotation, biological process: triglyceride biosynthetic process. The record is from RefSeq and is a predicted model, not a curated record. Gene Ontology annotation, molecular function: diacylglycerol O-acyltransferase activity. NCBI's taxonomy places the organism in Eukaryota, Metazoa, Chordata, Lepidosauria, Squamata, Gekkonidae. The transcript is spliced from 8 exons.
AUGGCUUCUGUGCAGUCCCACACUGGGGACUGCAAGUGCGCAAGCCAGCCGCGGGAAAAGAUUUCCGAAGCAUCCCAGUCGAAUUUCCAGUCCUCCCUCUGGCUUCCUUCUCUUCUUUCGUCUCCAGGGAGGGGUUCCAGCGUCCUUUCGGCGCUUCAGGAUCUGUCCUGGCUCUCCAAAUCCAAAGUUGAGAAGCAGCUGCAGAUUAUAUCCGUGAUGCAGUGGAUCCUGACGUUCCUGUUCCUGGGUGUGAGUUGCUCAAUCGUUCUCUUGUACUUCCUUUGUACCGACUGCUGGGUGAUCACGGCGGUGUAUUUCGCCUGGCUGGUCUUUGACUGGAACACGCCCGUGAAAGGUGGAAGGAGGUCUCAGUGGGUCCGAAACUGGGCCGUGUGGCGGUAUUUCCGGGACUACUUUCCCAUACGCCUUUUGAAAACCCACAAUUUAUUGACUACUCGGAAUUACAUUUUGGGCUACCACCCGCAUGGAAUCUUUGGACUCGGUGCCUUUUGCAACUUCGGCACGGAAGCCACAGGCAUGGGCCAGAAGUUUCCCGGGAUCAGGCCGUACCUGGCCACGCUUGCUGGCAACUUCCGAUUGCCCAUUCUGAGGGACUACUUAAUGUCGGGGGGUAUCUGUCCCGUGAACCGCGACAGCAUAGACUACAUCCUUUCGAAGAAGGGCACUGGGAACGCCGUCGUGAUCGUGGUCGGCGGGGCCGCGGAGUCCCUCAACUGCGUUCCGGGCAAAUACUCCGUGACGCUGAAGAACCGGAAAGGUUUUGUCAGGCUGGCGUUACGACACGGUGCGGAUCUCGUUCCCGUAUAUUCAUUCGGGGAGAACGAAGUUUACAAGCAGGUGGUCUUCGAGGAAGGCUCGUGGGGGAGAUGGGUCCAGAGGACGUUCCAGAAGUACGUCGGCUUUGCCCCCUGCUUCUUCCUUGGACGGAGCCUCUUCUCCUCUAACACCUGGGGCUUGCUGCCCUAUUCCAAGCCCAUCAACACCGUAGUGGGGGAACCGAUCACCAUUCCGAAAACCGAGAACCCGAGCCAGACGGAAGUAGACUUCUAUCACAGCCUCUACAUGAGCUCCCUGAGUAAACUCUUCGACAAGCACAAGACGAAAUUCGGCCUGCUGGAGACAGACGUCUUGGAAGUCAACUGACGGCGAGAGGGUCCAUCUCGCUUCGGCCAUCUUGGAUGGGAACGGGGGAAGAGGUGACUCGCUCUUUGCAAAGCUGCAUCAAAGACGCUUUUCUGCUGGAGUUGGAGUGCUUUGUUGCCCGGUCUGUGGGUCCGGGAAACGAACCUUGACAUGCAAGCGAGCUUUAGAAGGACAGAAAACAAAACAAAAGUUGUCUAAAUACUCAAACGUUAGACCUUUCUUGUAACCUUCUUUCUUGGCAACGGACGCGUCUGGCGCCGCCCCUGUAUAGUUCCCCAUCAAACUUGGAAGAGGAAACAUUUGCGUUGGGAAAUCUGCAAAACGAGACACGUAUCGCCACUCUCGGGCGGGGAACGGAGCGCCGGAGCCGAGGAGCGGAGCCAGAGGUUCGGUACCGCCCACCCAAAUCAAAGCACUUAUUUUGAAUCGAUGCCGGGGCCCUAUUCCGGCAAUCUAAAUAGGGGAGGCUGGGGCUGUUAUGCUGCCCCCAAGUGGUGGCUCCACAUAAUGCAAGACGAUGGCGUUGCAAACGACUUUGUUGGCGCCUGGAUUGAGAAAUAGAAGGGAAAGGGCCGUGGCUGAUUGGCGGAGCACAUUCUCGGAACGCAGAAAGUCCCAGACUCCAUCCCUGGCAUUUUCAGUGAUGGAAUCUGGCAGCAGGUGAUGUCAAAAAGCUCUGCUUCGGGCCCCCGGGGAGCCCCUGCUAGUCAGAGUAGGCAGGACUGACCCUGAUAGACCGUGACUGAUUCUUGGGGGCUGAGACAGAUCGGUGAGCCUCCAGAGGCCGCUGCUUAGACUGGUCCCCAGGGGAAAGGGUCAGAACGAGAGGGACCUAGUUCAUCAUCUUAAACCCCCGCCUUUCAAUGCUGAAGGAUGAAAGGACUUCCAGCGGCUUGGUCGCAGUUGAUGGUUUAUAUCAGGGGUCCCCAACGAGGUUCCCGGGGGCACCAUCAUGCCCUCCCCCCCAAACCUUCCCUGGUGUCGACCAAGUUCUUUUAGAACUUGGAUGCGGCCAGGGCUAUUUUUGGGCAGGAACGCACAGGAACGGAGUUCCGGCUGGCUCCCAAGUUGG